GAAAGUUGCCACCUCCAGCAGGCGACGGGUUGGGCCGGAACUUACAGCUUUGACUUCGCGCCAUUGAGCUUUCGUAUCUAGUAAACGUAGAAAACCAUAACUAACAAAAAUGCCUCCCCCGCCCGACAUCACGCCAGCCGAGCUACAGACGGAAAUCGACCGUCUUGGGUUCGGGACUUCGCAGAUUCUCAUGAUCGUCUUGUGUGGCGGAAUCAUGUUUGCGGAAGGCAGCGAGAUGCUGGUAUACAAUCAACAUCAUGAUGGUGCAUGAAUUGGACUUGCAAGCAUCGGAGCUUGAUUUAUUUGUCGUGCGGAGCAAAACCCAUAAGCACACGACACGCGCGUACAGUAGUAUGCAACACAAGAUCAUCCUUACUGACACCAACCACGGCAACGAAACUUCACAGGUCAUGGGCUCCAUCACGACUUUGCUCCACGGUCAUUGGGAUCUCACGCCGAUUCUCCGCGGUACCAUGGUCUCCAUCGUCUUCGUGGGCUUCUGCGUCGGAAAUCUCCUCAGCGGCACCAUCGGAGAUAGAUACGGGCGCAGACGGAGCAUUCUCCUGUCCUACCUCAUGAUCGGGAUUUUCGGGUUGGCCACGGCGUACGCUGUGAAUGCCACCAGCAUGAUUUUCCUGCGCUUCCUCGUUGGCGUCGGCUGCGGGAUUGGGUUCCCUUAUUCACUGCCAAAAUGUCCGGGUCUGGAAGAGUAGAGCGCAUGUUUGUCAUGCUUGUCUGGCAUGACUCUUAAAUCUGUCAAGCACGUUUACCCAAGAGCCCCAUUUUUCUGCUAUGCAGAAACGCAGGCUGUCACGCAGAGUAGGCAACACCUGCUAGUGCUAGAAGCUCAGAAACUUGUCAUGCUGAGCCAGCACUUGUGGCCUGCUCAUGGUACGCCAUCCAGCAUCACAAGUUCCCAGACCCAGACGUAUUUGCAGUGCAUAUCCCUUCCGUCUACACGAUGAUCCCGGAGGUUUGUCCGAUGAAGAUACGGUCCGGAGCGAACACACUGAUGAUCGGGGUCAUGCCCCUAGGGUAUGCAGGAAAAAAACUGUGUAAGUGUAACUCUGUAAUGCAGAACAUGCAACAGAGUUACACGUGUCAUGCCAGACAGCCAUGAAGUCCUCUUUUCCUAUGUGUUUUCCCUUACAAGCCACGCAUGACAGGUUUUCUCUGUCAUGUAGAGCAAAUUUGUAAUGCUGUCAACCAAAGAAAGUUACACUAACACAGUUUUUUUCUUGGAUAUAGGGGAGCUGUUCGCCAGUAUCGGGGUCUGGCUCAUCGACCCGAAUUUGAACCAGUCCCAGAAAUACUGUGAUAUUUUCGGGAAGAACGACACUCCAGAAGACAUCGCGAAGCUGCUGGUCAGGAGGGAUAAGAUUAAAACCACCAGCCAGGAUAAUGAUGCUAGUAUUCAAGCCACGGUCGUAGAUGAAAGCGCACAUCCGGCCGGUGAGCAGCCGUGGAGCAGGAGCAGGAGGACUUCGAGCCCGCAUGUUGGUCGUUUCGACUCACCUCCAUCCUUCGAGAAACAUCACUUGCCUUCGUCCACCUCGGGUGGUGGGGGUGGCACACCGCCGGCGCGUAAUCUUCCCAGCGACAAAUAUUCACGACCGACGAUGCCCGCAAAUAACAAACGAAUUGAAAUUCUUCCGGCGAGGUCGUCUUCGAAGUCGUCACCGGCGACAUCCUCCUCUUCGUCAUCGAAAAUCAGUAGCGAUGCCACCAGCUUCUUGCAGGUUGACGGGGAAGAGCAGGAUGGAGGGACACAACUACAUGCAGAAGUGCAUGCCAAAUCUACUACACAGCGGAUAGUACACGAACUACAACAGGCCAAAAAAGAACCACCAGCACUCCCGCACUUUCCGCAGAAUCCUUUGAGUGCAGAAGACAUCACGACUGCUGCUUCUCUUUAUGGAGGCGGGGCGUCGAGGAGGACAAGUAGCAGCUCAUCAACAUUGGAUCACUCUUCGUCUUCACCUUCCAUCUUCACUUCCCCCCUUGCAAAAGCCGUCUCCUUCCUGGCCGACUUGGUUCCGCCACUAGGCGGGUCUCGCGUUGCUGGCAUUGCCGCGAUAGGAACUACAACUACAUCAACUGCAGCAGCAGCUGCGAACCAGAAUCUUCUUCCGAUGUUGAGCAGUACUUCUUCUAGCAGUCGGCUGAACGCCGGCAUGUUUGAUGAAGACCCGAACCACAUUUCCUUCCUCAUGGACGGGAUCGCAAAUCCGUCUGUGCAGCUGCGGCACCCAACAGCUUCAGGCACUUCAGGUGAUGAUAAAAACCUUGUCUCCGCCGUCGCGCGGCACAGCAGCAACACGUACGCAAACGCGUUCACGACCGCCACCAGCCUCCAAGAGCAGGAAGAGAAAAUUUACAACCUCGUCGUGGCGAAAGAGGACUGCAGUUGGCGGAUGCUGUGCGAGUACUCCGCAAUUCCCGCGUUUUGCUUCUUCGUGCUCGCUUUGCUGUAUUUGGAGGAAUCACCGCACUACCUUCUGUCCAAACGCAAACACAGAGUUUUACAGCGGACCCUGGACCGGAUCGCGUGGCGAAACGGGAUUGAAAACGUGUCCGAUCAGAUGCGAAUGAAGUUGAAAGCCUUGAUCGACGACGACGAACUGGGAUCCCCAGCGGACGAUCUCGGUGAACACGAAAGUCCGGCGCCGAAGUACGCGUCGUGGGCCAACACGUUUCGGGUAAAUGUUGUUUUUUCCUAGCACAAUAUGAUCAUCAUGCAUGUGUUUGAUAAUGAUGCUGCUCAUAAUCAUGCACAUGCUCUAGUGACUUCGUGCAAUUUUGAAGUGUAGGCGUAGGCGAUUGGCUCAGCAUUGGGUCACCCAGCUGAAAGCAUCUCUACGACAUCAUCAAAUCAUACCAUACUAGAUCCUUGGCCAGCCUGCGUUUUUCGGCACGACGCUCUUCCUCUUCGUUUGCCACUUCACGAAAGAUUUCAGUGUGUUCGGCCUGUCCUACGUGUUCCCGCAGUUUUUCGCAUCCGUCAGCAGCUUUAUGUCCACGGCCGCGGAGCUUUUCUUCAUGUCCAUUCUCGGUCUGCCCGGGAUCCUUGCCGCGUUUUACCUGACAAGACACCCCACGAUCGGGCACCGUGCGAGCCUGCAAAUUUUCGCAAUCACCAGCGCCGCAAGCUCCAUUCUGAUGCUGGACGGCACCGGCGCGCCGCAGGGGGUGCAUAUCCUGUGCGCCUACCUGCUCAAGUGCUCCGCGCUGGGAUUUUUCCUAUUGACCGUCGUUCUCACCGCGGAAUCCUUCCCGGUAGCGAUUCGGAAUUCCGCCGUGGGGCUGUGUACCGCGGUGGGGCGAGCCGGGAGCAUUUCCGCGCCGGUGGUAUUUGAGGUAUUACACGAAGAGUCCGCGAACGGGAAGGGAGGGAAAUCCUAUGGCGCGCGCAAAGUUGCUUUUUGAAAAGUACUAGAAUUUUUUUUUUGCAAGCGCUUCAGUGCUCAAGCCUAGCUAAUAAAACUAGCUAAUUCUAAAUAUGCAUGAGAAGUUCAGCGCGAAAAAGUGCAAAAGCACGUCGGCGCCGAGAGGUAAGUAGGCUGGUACUCUUCGAGGCUCUGGUCUACGGAUCUGUCCAGGGCGGUCCCGUCGCCAAGCCUUGCUGAGGGUCUUCUACUCGGAGCUGUGGCUAGGUGUACGGUCCCAAAACGACGAAAACCGCGGGGAGCUUACCAACCUCCGAUACCUGGUUCCGAACAUCCAGCCAGAUCUUGACUCUGGCGCACGAUGGCGCUACCUACACUGCGACGGCGCAUUAGCUGUCGCACAUGGGGAAAAAACCUCUGCGAAUCUAUUUUGAAACUUCGCCCGAGUUUGCACCCCUCCGCAGAUGCCAACUGAUCGGCCUCUUCGGGAGGGGUAGUUACAUCGGGAUUGGCGAUUUUUUGGGGGGGGGUGUUUCGUAGGCCAUAUUGCCGGCCACUUCGAAGCCCCUUUGGGGGGCCUCGUGUUGGGGAAGGCCUGCGUGCCGGUUGCUCUUUUCGCUGCGGUCCACAACAGGUGGUCUCCGCACUUGCGUAUUGCGAAGUCAUUCGCAGACUCGUACUAGACGCUGAACAUCAUGAGAUGGUCGCUCUACUGUUUCAACCGGAGUAGAUGACUGCGCGCGCAACCAGAAACAUGUCCGCGCUCGCCACGACGUACCGAUAGCGUUGCGGACAGAUCCGUGGACCAGCCCCCCUUCGUGGAAGACGACUUUACUACCUCUGAAUUGGACACCUUGCUAUGCAUGCAAAACUCCAUCUAGUAUAAUUAGCUAACUCUGUCUAGUCUAAUAUAUUAGCUAGUUGCCGACGUGCCAUGCAAACAUUAAAAAAAAAAUUCUAGUACUUUUAAAAACGCAACUUUGCACGAAGAGUCCGCGAACGGGAAGGGAGGGAAGUCGUUUGACGGGUUUAUCGGGAUCGUCUGCGGCUAUCCAAGAAAAAAACAUUGUAGGUGUAACUUUUUUGGAGGAACAGCAUUACAAAUCUGUCUGGCAUGACAGCAAAAACCUGUCAUGCGCAGAUAGAGAUACUAAUCGAAAACGCCCGCUAGUGGACCCUACAAUGCAUGCCAAGCAUGACAGACGCAAUCAUCUUGCAUGUUCCGCAUCACAAAUUUACACUAACAACGUUUUUUUCUUGGAUAGCGGCUUAAUGAUCUUCAUUGCGACAACGGUGUUCAUGCUGCUACCAAGGGAAACGAAAGGAGCGCUGAUUUCCGAGAACGGGGAAAUCACGAUGACACAUUUAGUGGAUCACGGGGAUGACGUAACCCUAACCAGCGGUGGCACGAAUACCCUGGCGGGUGUCAAUGGAGCAAGCAACGCUGGAGUUACGACAAAGGAGCAGUGAACGCAGUUGCUUGAGAAGGCUCUUUUUGUUGAAACUUUUUCCGUAUAUUUACCUCCGUGCCGUAUAAAUAUUUACCUCCGCGCUCCUUCACUUGAUGGAUUCACUUUCGGAACACAAACGCAUUGACUCACAUUCAACAUUAUAUUUUCCGGAAUCAACAAGAAGCUCAAGCAAUCGCCUUCAUCGCCUUCGCCAUUCAAAAUGAUGAAGAAGCCGUAUGACUAUGAGCUACAGGAAGGCAAUGAAGACAAGGAGCAUCGAGCCUCGUGUCAACUACAUGUUGCUAGUUUAUAAUUCCCUAGUACCUCGAUAACGAUAUGAUAUGUAGAGGUGCCUUGGCGCGUUGUUGUAGCACGCUGACGAAGAUCCGCCUCCAUGAGAUCACUGGGUGUGUAUAUUUCGUGACGAUCAAAAGAAAAACUGAAGAUAGUCAUAGUGUGGAGUUGCCCGGUUCCUUAAACGUCUUACUUACACGAAGAGUCCGCGAACGGGAAGGGAGGGAAAAAAUCCUUUGACGGGUUUAUCGGGAUCGUCUGCGGCUUAAUGAUCUUCAUUGCGACAACGGUGUUCAUGCUGCUGCCGAGGGAGACGAAAGGAGCGUUGAUUUCAGAGGACGGGGAAAUCACGAUAACAGCGGAGAAUGGACGAGGACAACAUGUGGAGAACCACGGUGUUCUAGGCGGAGGUCCUCCGGGCAACGCUGCGGGUAAUUAUACCGAUAUGGCAGCAGCUACUACGAAGGAGCAAAUGCACUAGCACGGACAGUUUCAUCUCGUUUCCCUGGGGGAAUGCAAACAGAUGAUUUUUCCGUAAUUGCGCGGCCGUGAAGAAAGAAACCGCAGAACAGCUUGAGCGAGUAAAUAUGUUGUAUUUUCCAGCAAAGUCGAACAUACUGCAGCUGCGCGACAUUUUUGUCGAACAGAAACUUAGAUACACUGGAGCACAUUGUCAUUGAGGUGUCCAGGUGAGAUGCAUGUUGUGACAUCGUGG
Molecule: messenger RNA, 5846 nt
Organism: Amoebophrya sp. A120
Lineage: Eukaryota; Dinophyceae; Syndiniales; Amoebophryaceae
Source: the annotation of a GenBank genome assembly